Columba livia (rock pigeon) is the source of this 1147-nucleotide messenger RNA. RefSeq names its product proteasome 20S subunit beta 5 (gene PSMB5). Gene Ontology annotation, molecular function: threonine-type endopeptidase activity. The transcript has 3 exons. The coding region runs from base 182 to 1132 and encodes 316 amino acids. The record is from RefSeq and is a predicted model, not a curated record. Gene Ontology annotation, cellular component: proteasome core complex. Lineage: Eukaryota; Metazoa; Chordata; Aves; Columbiformes; Columbidae.
CCCCUCCACUUGGCAGCGCGGCCAGCCAAUCCCCGUUCGCCCUUUUUGUCGCUUGGCAACGCGCCGCCCAAUCACCGCGCGCCUCUGGGCGUGGCUUUAGCGCGGCGCAUGCGCUUCCCCGCCUUCUUUUUGGGCCGUUUCGCCCUUUUUUGGCCACUCCCAGCAGCCUUUGCGCUCCAAGAUGGCGCUGGCGAAUAUCCUGCACUCAUGGGAGACCCAAAACGUGCUGGAUUGCCCCCAAAAUGACGACGAACGGCCCCAAAAUCGGGAGGUUUGGCCCCAAAUCGGCCGCUUCCCGCUGCUGGAGGCGCCGCGUUGGGGAUUCGAACCCGGGGAGCUGCCGGGGCCCGGGAUCCGGAUCCUGCACGGAACCACCACCCUGGCGUGCAAGUUCCCCCACGGCGUGGUGGUGGCCGUCGAUUCCCGCGCCACGGCCGGCUCCUACAUCGCCUCGCAGAGCGUGGAGAAGGUUCUAGAAAUCAACUCCUCCCUCAUCGGCACCAUGGCCGGCGGGGCGGCCGACUGUAGCUUCUGGGAGCGCCUGUUGGCCCGCCAGUGCCGGGUGUACCGGCUGCGCAACAAGGAGCCCAUCUCGGUGGCCGCCGCCUCCAAGCUGCUGGCCAACAUGGUGUAUCAGUACCGGGGCAUGGGGCUGAGCAUGGGCACCAUGAUCGCCGGCUGGGACAAGAGGGGGCCAGGCCUGUACUACGUGGACAGCGAGGGCACCCGCGUCCCCGGCUCCUCCUUCUCGGUGGGUUCGGGUGCCACCUACGCCUACGGGGUCCUCGACCGCUCCCUGCGGCCGGGGCUGUCCGCCGAGGCCGCCUGCGCCCUGGCGCGCCGCGCCAUCUACCAGGCGGCGCGCAGGGACGCCUACUCGGGGGGCAGGGUGGCCGUGUACCACGUGGGGCCCCGGGGGUGGCGCCGCGUGUCCUGCGACAACGUGGCCGAGCUGCAGGGGCGCUACGGGGACGAACCACGCGGCCGCGGGGGGGGACGGGGAGGAGGGGGAGGCGUCCCCCGGGCAAUAAACGGCGAUGGAACGGCCCACAGGUCUCCAGCGGUGCUGCUUAGGGACCCAGGAGUGCCCCAAGGGACCCAGGAGUGCCCCGGAGGUGGAGGUUGUCAGUAGGUUCCAGAGUGAACG